Cladophialophora yegresii CBS 114405 is the source of this 1179-nucleotide messenger RNA. Its product is annotated as undecaprenyl diphosphate synthase. The transcript has a single exon. Gene Ontology annotation, molecular function: ditrans,polycis-polyprenyl diphosphate synthase [(2E,6E)-farnesyl diphosphate specific] activity. Bases 1 to 1179 code for a protein of 392 amino acids. Gene Ontology annotation, cellular component: endoplasmic reticulum; lipid droplet; membrane. Lineage: Eukaryota; Fungi; Ascomycota; Eurotiomycetes; Chaetothyriales; Herpotrichiellaceae. The record is from RefSeq and is a predicted model, not a curated record.
AUGGCGUCUCGCUCUGCUCACAGACUUACCUCCUCCCUGCGGAAAUGGCUACUCUCCUCCCCACCGGCCGAAUGGGCGCUCAACCAACUCCGCGAACUCCUCAUUGGUGCCUUGCGCCAAGGGCCCGUUCCGAAACAUGUCGCCUUUGUCAUGGACGGGAACCGUCGCUUUGCACGAAACCACCGGAUCGAGACCGUCGAAGGACACAAUUUGGGCUUUGAAGCCCUGGCCAAGAUUUUGGAGGUGUGCUACAAGUCCGGCGUCCACACCGUGACGAUCUACGCCUUCAGCAUCGAGAACUUCAAGCGCAGUAAAUACGAGGUGGACGCGUUGAUGGCCAUGGCCAAGAUCAAGCUGAAGCAACUGGUUCAACACGGGGACUUGCUCGACCGAUACGGCGCCCGCAUCCGCAUCCUGGGACAGAGGGAAUUGAUCAAACCGGACGUGCUAGAGGCCGUGGACAAAGCGGUCGAAACAACGAGCCACAAUGACGGUAAAUGUGUCUUGAAUGUGUGUUUCCCAUACACCUCAAGAGAAGAGAUUACGACGGCGGUGAAAUGCACAGUGGAGCAAUGGAGCCAGCCUCUUCCCGAGGAGCAGCCAGCCAGCCAGAAGGACAGGCAAAGCCCCUUCCGCGAGGACCGGAUCGCCCAAGCCAUAAGGUCGGAACAGCAGGAUUCCCAGCACUCGACUGCCACAACGCACCUCUCGCCCCCCAGUAGCUUCCGGUCUCCGUCGUCAAGCACGACCAGCUUGUCAUCAUACUCCCCCGAUCUCGCGGCCUCGGACCACGACACCGAAUCUGUCUCCACAUCCACCACCCUCCACCACGACGACGCACCAGCACCCUUUUCUCAAACCCAGAAACCGCGCUACCCUCCGCCCGACUCCAUUACCGCCGAAACGAUCACCUCAAACACGUACACCUCGUCCUGCCCGCCCAUCGACCUCCUGAUCCGCACCUCCGGCGUUUCUAGGUUAUCAGACUUCAUGCUCUGGCAGUGCCACGAAGACACCGAGAUUGUGUUUCUCGACGUGCUGUGGCCGGAAUUCGACCUCUGGAGUUUCCUCCCCGUCCUGUGGGAGUGGCAGUGGCGCCGGCGGCGGGAGCAGAAGAUGGAACACGAGACGAAGACCCCGCGAACGGAAACAGGGACGAGCAAGGUGCAUGCUUCGUGA